AUUGCUCCAAGGAUAAUGGCUGCAACAAAAUCUAAAGAAGCAUGGGAGAUUUUGAAGAAUGAGUUUCAAGGAUCGGAGAAUCAGUUAUUGGAGCAAUCUUUUCAAACAAAGAUGAAUAUGUCAAAGAAUAAGGAUGGAGGAAACAAGAAACAAAAUCAAGGCAAUCAAUUUCAAAGGGGCCAAUCUAAUCGUGGCCACGGUAGAGGAGGAAAAAGGCAUACUCAACGGACUGCAAGAGGUAUAUCACAAUCUGAAUCUCGCUGCAAAUUUUGCAAGAAUACUAAUCAUGGAAGCAUGGACUGCCAUUUCCAAAAUUGCACAAGAUGCAAGAAUCCUAACCAUCUUGAAAAAGAUUGUUGGUUUCGUAUAAACGAUGAAGCUAACUUUUCAGAAAAGCGUGAAUCUUCAAACCAACAGUUCUAUCCUUACAUGAACACUCAACAAAAAGCACAAGACACGAGGUAUAUUGACAGCAGAUGCAGCAACCAUAUGACGGGAAACAAUGGCAGCUUUGUUAGCUUGGAUGAAGGAGUGAAAUCCAAAGUGAAGUUUGGAGAUGUGAAGGUUCAGAACAUUGAAGGAAAGGGCACCAUUGCUGUGCAAACAAAGGGAGCCAUGGAAGCUUCAACUUCUUCCGAGGUUGACUUUCAGAUUCCAGCCAAUUCCCGCAUACCACUUUCUGUUCCAUCUGGGGAUGAAGUCGAAUCAGCCAUCUCAAGGUUUACAAGUUCUUUGCAAUCCGACACUGGAUCAGAAGUCGGUUCACUUCCAUUGAUUUCAAGCAUUGAUGGUCUAGGAAAGCUGUAAUCUGUUGAAGGAAUGACUAUUCAAAACGCUUUUGAAUUGAUGGACAGAGCCA
Messenger RNA from Camellia sinensis, 859 nucleotides. The record is from RefSeq and is a predicted model, not a curated record. NCBI's taxonomy places the organism in Eukaryota, Viridiplantae, Streptophyta, Magnoliopsida, Ericales, Theaceae.